This is a messenger RNA of Cydia strobilella, 3083 nucleotides long. It is a transcript of the gene Sec15, whose product is annotated as exocyst complex component 6. The coding region runs from base 180 to 2459 and encodes 759 amino acids. The transcript is spliced from 16 exons. Gene Ontology annotation, cellular component: exocyst; membrane. Gene Ontology annotation, biological process: Golgi to plasma membrane transport; intracellular protein transport; exocytosis. The record is from RefSeq and is a predicted model, not a curated record. Lineage: Eukaryota; Metazoa; Arthropoda; Insecta; Lepidoptera; Tortricidae.
UGUCAACAUUGUCAACAUUUUUUCUGUGAUUUCGUUGUUACGUUACUUGUUUUUUUAUGUUAUAAAUAUGAGAAAAUUCCGUUUAUACACAAAAUAACACAUCGUUCUUGAAAUGUUAACGGACUCCAACUCCUUAGAUCUUUAUUGAAAGCGGCAUCAAUCAAAAAAACCGGUCUAAAAUGACGAGUGCUACUAUUCAGGAAAUUGAAGGGAUAGAUGACUACUGGGGUCCGGCGUUCCGUUCGGUGUACGAAGGGGACGGACAUGAGGCGUUUGUGCAGCAACUUGACGAGCGCAUCAAGCAACAUGACAAGGAGAUCGAGAAACUAUGCAACUUCCACUACCAGGGCUUCAUUGACUCAAUCCGUGAGUUGCUCCAAGUCCGCUCACAUGCAGAAGAGCUGCAUGGUGAGAUAUCAAAUGUGGAUGCCAAUGUCAAGGAGACCACAGAAGGUCUCUGCUCCCGGGCCGAGGAGUUGAUCAGGGCACGGCGUGUGGAGCUGAACAUCGCAGCCACUAUUGAGAAGAUGGAGCUCUGCCUCCCGCUACUUACUACUUACUCCAAGUUGAAGACCCAGGUCGACGCUAAGAGAUACUACCCAGCCUUGAAGACCCUCGAACAACUAGAACACGUUCUCCUCCCGCGCGUAGGACCUUACAAGUGGUGCGCGCAGAUCGCGGCCGCCAUCCCGCGGCUGCGGCAAGCCAUCCGCGACGCCUCCAUGGCCGACCUCAGGGGGUUCCUGGAGAACAUACGCCGGCUCAGUCCGCAGGUUGGUGCGAUGGCGUUGAAGCAAACUCAAGACAUGCUUGGAAGGAGCUUGGCUACUAUAGUGAAAACUAAGAAAGACAUGGCCGUCCUCGGCAUCGCUCGAGAGAACUUGGGACCGCAGUGUCCGCACGAGCUGGUGGACUUCAGCCCGCUGCACCGCUGCCUGCACAUCCACGGCGUGCUGGGUGCCAAGAACGACUUCAUACAGUACUACAGAGCUCAGCGCAAGCAGCAAGCGCGUUUGGUGCUGAUCCCUUCGGGUAACCUUCACGACAACAUACAAAGCGUCAAGAGUUACCUCAACGCAGUGCUGGGAUUCUUUAUUCUGGAGGAGCAUCUUCUUAGCACUGGCGCGGGGCUGGUUUCCAAGGAUUGGCUUCUAGACACGUGGAGUAUGUCCGUGACUAAAGUAGCUUCGACUCUACGGACAAAUACUUCGCUCAUCACAGACCCAACCCUCAUGUUGAGCAUCAAGCAUCAGAUAGUGCUGUUCAUUAACACGCUCAAAUGCUACGGGCUGCCCGCGGAUCCGCUCCCACUACUCCUUCAGGAGAUGGCGGAGCACUAUACGGAGGUGCUGAUGCAGCGGUGGGUGGUCGUGUUCAGGGAUAUUCUCGACAACGCCACCUUCUCACCUAUUGAGGUGGCCGAUCAAGAGCAAUACGAUGGUGUAAUGGACACAUUCCCUUACGACGGGGAAGAAUUGGAAGCUCAGGGUUUCCCCAGGAAGUUCCCAUUCUCGUCAAUAGUCCCCUCGGUGUACGUGCAGGUGAAGGAGUUCAUAUACGCGUGGCUGAAGUACUCGGCCGGCCUCGGCCUCGGCGGGGGCCGACGCGCGGCCGCGGCGCGGCACUCGGCCUCGCUGCUGCUGAGCCGCUCCUUCACGGGCUGCCUGUCGGCCUUGUUCCGACAUCCACUGCCGCUGAUGCAACUUGUCCAGAUAAUCGUGGACACCCACUAUCUGGAAGACGCGACCAUAUGUCUCUACGAGUUCAUUAGCAACAUCACUGGUUCAGAGCUUGUCACUACACAGGCUGCAGGCAGCAUGUUCCAAGCGGCCCGCGACGACGCAGAGAAACAAAUCUGCGACAACCUCGAAAAGAAAGUCGACGAGUUCCUCGACCUCGAGAACUAUGACUGGUUGCUGGUCGAAGCGACCGGACAGGGCUCGGCAUUUGUUACAGACAUGCUAAGUUAUUUGUCCGGGGUACUGACUUCUUUGGAACAGCUACCAGAACGGGCCAGAGUGGCAGCAGUCCGCGCAGCGACCAACCGCAUCGCGACCCGCCUCCGCAACCUGCUGCUCGACCCCGCCGUCAAGCAGAUCUCCUCCGGAGCCCUGCACCAGCUCGACCUGGACGUCAUGCAGUGCGAGCAGUUCGCCGCCGGCGAGCCCGUGCCCGGCCUCCGGGAGGGGGAGCUGCUGGACCAGUUCACUAGUCUACGCCAACUCCUCGACCUGAUCACCGGCUGGGACUGGUCGUCCUACCUCCACGACAUCAACAUGGAGGGCAACAAGUACAACCUCGUAACACCCCGAGACGCCGCCACGCUCCUUGAAAAGCUGAAGGAAGCAGAGUCGAAAUCUUCUGUCUUUGCUGUCUUGAAGAAGAACGAGAGGGACAGGAGGAAGCUGCUCGAUACCGUUUUGAAGCAGUUGAAACAGCUGCAAAAUCAGGAUGGCUAGGUCACCUAGGUAAAAAACUUACCUAAUAGUUUUCGUGAAGGUUUGUACUCAUGUCAAAGCUAAGAUUCACACGGAUGCGUCGCCAAAAAGGCGCUCAUGCAAAAAUGCACUGAGUUGACAUCUGUCACCGUACCCGUGCGGUUUGAAAAUAUUACCUAUAUAUAACUCAAAUAUCUUGCAAAAUAGUACUGAGAAACACUAUAACUACUACUGAAUAAUACUAUAAGUAGAAGACGAUCUAAGUAGUGAACUUUGGUUGUCAAAAGUUACCACAAAACAUGUGGCAUCAUACACGCCAUCAACAUGCGAGAGCAACAUGUGUUGAAGUGGCAUGACAAAUACGAACGUUUCCGAGAAAAUACGAUGGAAAAAAUUAUGCACAUCUGUACACCAUUAUUGUAGAGUUCAGUGACGUCAUCUUCAGUUAUGAGGAUGAACGCAAUUUUUUAUUCUCUUGUCUGAUAUUAUUUAAGUAAUUUAUAAAUCAACUAAUGUAGUGAUAGAGAGCAUUUAUAGGUUUUUAGAAAUAAUAUCAAUAAAUUACUUACGUUAAAUGAUAUAUUUUAUUCAAUUUUACAUAUUUUGAAUUAUGUAAUGGCAAUUUUAUUUAUAAUAUACAUACUU